Trichosporon asahii var. asahii CBS 2479 is the source of this 1446-nucleotide messenger RNA. RefSeq lists its product as uncharacterized. Bases 1 to 1446 code for a protein of 481 amino acids. NCBI's taxonomy places the organism in Eukaryota, Fungi, Basidiomycota, Tremellomycetes, Trichosporonales, Trichosporonaceae. The transcript is spliced from 11 exons. The record is from RefSeq and is a predicted model, not a curated record.
AUGACCGCCGAGCAGACCGAGGACAACUGGGGCCGAGUCCUUAUAUGCGGAGGAACAGACUGCGCCGGAGACCUCAACGAACCGUACAUUCUGCGAUCGCUCUGUCACAUCAAGGUCACCAAGGUCCUUUCUGGAUGCGCUGCCAACUACGGAAUCGCUAUCGAUGUGUCGAAGAAGGGCAUCGUUCCCCAUGAUGCACCGAUGCAUGUCUCCCCGCGUAACGUUGGCCUCGGAAACGACGUGAAGUGGGUCGGCGGUGCUGCCGGACGAAGCCAUUGGUUCCUCCUCGACUCAAAGGGAGGCGUAUGGGGAUCGGGCAACAACGUUGUUGGCCAGCUGGGUCUUGUCGAGACUCUCGAGCGCAUCCCCGGGCCAUGGACGCGGGCAGGAGAGAAGGUUGUCCAGGUCACCGCCGGACAUACCUUCUCCCUCUUCCUUACUGACGCGGGCAAGGUGUACGCCUGUGGCUCGAGCGAGCACGGCCAGCUUGGCAACGGAACAACAGGAGAGCGUCUCGUCAAGGCGGGCAAGACUUCCUACGAUGUUCAGGCUCCUCCCCACACCUUUGAGGGCAAGAAGAUCGCGCAGAUCUCGUCUGGAAACCAGCACUCGCUCGCGCUCGACGAGGAUGGAAACGUCUACGCGUGGGGCUACGCUGGCUACGCGCGCCUCGGACUCGGUGACCAGAAGGACCAGCUCGUGCCCACACUUGUGCCGCAGUUUUCGGACAGCAACCCCAAGCGCCGCGCCGAGACUGUCAUUUGCGGACCGACUAAUGUUCCACAUGGCGGGCAAGUGGAAGCUGACGGGAGACGGCUCGACGGGAUCGCCGUACACGACGUUCAAGCUGCUCGACAGUCCUGCAAGAUUCAGGUCGCAUCCCUCGGUGGCUGCACGCACUUCAUCACUACGCCAACGGACGACGGAACGACACAGACUGUCGGCUUCGGUCAGGGAGCGCUUUACGGAGAGCUCUACCAAGCCGAUAGCUAUCGCUCCCCUGGCCGGCAUCGACGUUAUCGAGUAAGCUUUGGUUCGCCUGAUCAAGCUGACACACAGCAUCGCGGCUGGAGCAUUCUUCACUCUCUUCCUCGCCAGGCCCAACCAGCAGCUGGAGGACCGUCCUCGGUAUCCCGUUACUGUCGAGUCCGAGGAUGUGUGCCUGGUCUGUCUCACGAGGAAGGCGAUGAGAGCCUGCUCCUCGAGUGCCAGAAGCCGUAUCACUGCGGCUGCCUGACGCCUCCUCUGACCGAGCUGCCUGAUGGCGAGUGGUUCUGCCCCGUGUGCGAGAAGGAGGGCGAGUCGAUGGAGCAGCAGUGCUCUCUGAUUCCAGACGAGGACGCAAUCGGCGAGCCCGAGCUGCCCGACACGCCUCUGAAGCGUAAGACCGAAUCAGAGGAACGGGCGACGCCAGAAAGUGGAUACAAGCGUCCUCGCUCUGGGUGA